AUGGCGCAGUCAAGUUUGAACUCAAACAACUCACUGCCUCAAUACUACGGUCAGACACUGCAAGAUGGGACGAUAAUGGAGUCUCCCGUCAUGCCAACACACCCACGUGGAUCCAGCGACUCGAGGCAGGAGCUUCUACGACUGCCUGCACAGCCUCACCAAGCACAUAUGGACUACAACGUCGAUCCCGAGUCACAUAACGCGCCCGUACAACAAGCCAACAACACCUUUGGUCUAACGCCAAUGCCUUCCAAUCGAAAAUUGGGAGGACAGGCCGACAUCCGUGACUGGGACGCAACACCUCGUCCGCGACGACCAUCUCAACCCGUGCCUUACAGCCCAACCACACACCGUGGCCCCUACGUAGAAGACUACUCUGAAGAGGAAGACGUCGAUCCCCGCGAUCCUCGCGCGUACCGUCGCCCAAGCAGGAGAACGCAAGGUCCUCCCAGUGCGUACCGCAACUACCAUGAGCAGAACUCCAGGUAUGGACCCAUACCUAGGAACAGUGUCGACCACAACAUGCAGCCUUAUUACAGCGACACACCAGGCAAGCCUAACUACGAAAUGUACUACCCCGAUGGAGGUAACUACGGUGGACGCCGCCCUCCCAUACCCUACGCAGGAGGAAGCCGAGGACCACCCAACUACCCACCUCAGGAGAGUGUAAUGAGGUUGCCAUGGAUGAUCUGGAUGGGAAGUAACGCAAAGAACCACUUUGUCGCUUUCGUCGGCGAAUUUGUAGGAACAACCAUGUUCCUCUUCUUCGCCUUCUCCGGCACCCAAGUCGCCAACAUCGACUCAUCCGCCACCCCCGACUCCAACACUACGACCAACGAAUCCGCUGGUUUCUCUCCCAUUGUCCUGCUCUACAUCGCUCUCGUCUUCGCUUUCUCUCUCAUGGUAAACGUAUGGGUCUUCUUCCGUAUCAGCGGUGGUUUGUUCAAUCCCGCCGUCACGUUCGCCAUGCUGCUCUGCCGCGCUCUGUCUCCCAUCCGCGCCUUCCUGCUGGUAGCAGCGCAGAUCAGCGGAAGUAUCUUUGCCAGUUUCCUCGUCAGCGUCUUGUUCCCCACAUCCUUCAACGUUCGGACUACGUUGGGUGAGGGCACGAGUCUAGCCCAGGGUGUCUUCAUCGAAGCUAUCCUCACCGCCGAACUGGUCUUUACCAUCUUCAUGUUGGCAAAGGAGAAGCAUAAAGCUACAUUCAUCGCCCCCGUCGGCAUUGGCCUCGCCCUCUUCAUCGCAGAACUCGUCGGCGUCUACUACACCGGCGGCUCCCUCAACCCUGCCCGCUCCUUCGGCCCCUGCGUCGUAACCGGCGUCUUCGACAACGAACACUGGAUCUACUGGGUGGGCCCCGCAGCCGGCGCCAUCAUCGCCGUCGUCUUCUACCAAUUCAUCAAGAUACUCGAAUACGAAGUCGCCAACCCCGGUCAAGACGACGACGAUAAAGACCAAGAAGUCAAGGAAGUCAUUGAAAAGGAGAGGGAGGGCAGCCAAGAACCUGAUCUCGAAAGGGGGGAUGCGGGUGGUAUGACGGGUGGCAUGGGCGGCGGACCCCCGGGUAACGGCCAUGUUCCUCUGCCUACCGUGAGUAGUCAGCAGCGUUUGCGGGCUGUGCAUAGUGUACAGGGUCUUGUUCAUCAAGCGCGCAAGAAAAGGGCGCAGGAGGGGCAGGGGUUUGGGGGGAGGGGCGAGCAUACGUACUAA
Messenger RNA from Alternaria conjuncta, 1710 nucleotides. RefSeq lists its product as uncharacterized. The transcript is spliced from 3 exons. Gene Ontology annotation, biological process: transmembrane transport. Gene Ontology annotation, molecular function: water channel activity. The coding region runs from base 1 to 1710 and encodes 569 amino acids. Lineage: Eukaryota; Fungi; Ascomycota; Dothideomycetes; Pleosporales; Pleosporaceae. Gene Ontology annotation, cellular component: plasma membrane. The record is from RefSeq and is a predicted model, not a curated record.